AUGAGACUGGCCCUCCUGGCCUUGAGACUGAUGGUUUUGGCCUGGCUGUGGCCUGUUACUCAGCUCAACAGCAGCACUUUUGCAAACAAGAAACGGCACAAAGAGGUCUAUGUUGGGGAGAACACUAAAGCAAAGCAUGGAGGACGGGUGGAUCUUAAGAUGAAAAAGCUGGACAGCACAAAGUCCCUGCUAAUUAAAUCUGAGCAGCUACUCAGGAUUGAAGAUCAUGAUUUUGCCAUGCGUCCAGGCUUUGGAGGUUCUGCUCUUCCAGUUGGAAUAGACGUCCAGGUGGAGAGCAUUGACAGCAUAUCUGAAGUAAACAUGGACUUCACCAUGACCCUCUACUUGAGGCAUUACUGGCAGGACGAUCGGCUGGCUUUCCCCUCCAGCAGCAACAAAAGUCGAACCUUCGACGCACGUCUCGUCAAGAAAAUUUGGGUUCCAGAUGUGUUCUUUGUCCAUUCAAAACGUUCGUUUAUCCAUGAUACAACUAUGGAGAACAUCAUGCUGAGGGUUUUUCCAGAUGGAAAUAUUCUCUACAGUGUGAGGAUCACUGUGACCGCUCUGUGCUCGAUGGACUUCAGUAGUUUUCCUCUGGACACACAGAACUGCUCUCUGGAGCUGGAGAGCUAUGCUUACAAUGAGAACGACCUAAUGCUCUACUGGAAAAACGGGAACGAUUCAUUAAGGACUGAUGAGAUAGUGCUCUCUCAGUUUUUUAUUGAAGACUUCCAGCCUUCCUUUGGGCUUGCCUUCUACAGCAGCACUGGUUGGUACAAUCGACUCUACAUAAACUUCAUCCUAAGGAGGCACAUUUUCUUCUUCAUGCUUCAGACCUACUUUCCCACCAUGCUGAUGGUGAUGCUGUCAUGGGUGUCUUUCUGGAUAGAUAGGAGAGCCGUACCUGCUCGUGUCUCAUUGGGCAUCACCACUGUUUUGACCAUGUCCACCAUCAUCACCGGUGUCUCUGCCUCUAUGCCACAAGUGUCUUACGUCAAAGCCGUAGACAUCUACUUGUGGGCAAGCUUCCUGUUCGUCUUUUUGUCCGUCAUCGAGUACGCUGCUGUCAACUAUUUCACCACGGUGGAGGAGAUGAAGAAGCUGAAGAAUGCUAAGGUCCCAUUCAAUUUUCAUAACUUCGAUACCACCCAAGCCAUGGCCUUUGAUGGGUGUUUCCACGACAACGACAUUGACCUGGUUUCUUUCCCAGAGGUCUCCAUCACCCCGAACACAGACAGAAACACUCAGUCUCGUAACUCCACCGUUUCUGCACCCACAGAGGGAACCAGGCUCCGUCGCAGGAACACACUGAAGUACAACCUGAGCUACAUCAGGAGCAACAGUUACAUGAUUGACUCGUAUUCUAGAGUCAUCUUCCCCAUGGCUUAUCUGCUCUUCAACAUCAUUUACUGGAGUUUGUAUGCUUAGGACAUUUGUUAAAAAGACUUACUAAGUACCAUAAAUGCUGGUCUAUCCUGCCAUGAUGACGUUUUGUUUGCACAGUGUUUGAUGCUGAGCAUUAAUGUCUUUUAUGAUCUCUCAGAUUCAAACAGCUGAGUUCAGCUGUUGCAGCAAAUUCAGUGCUGACCUUGUACAUUGGAAUCCUCCACAAAGGUGUGUAAAACACACCAGGUGUGUCCAGGAUUUAUUGGACACACCAA
This is a messenger RNA of Gambusia affinis (western mosquitofish), 1661 nucleotides long. It is a transcript of the gene gabrr3a, whose product is annotated as gamma-aminobutyric acid type A receptor subunit rho3a. Gene Ontology annotation, biological process: monoatomic ion transmembrane transport; signal transduction; regulation of membrane potential. The record is from RefSeq and is a predicted model, not a curated record. The transcript is spliced from 9 exons. Gene Ontology annotation, cellular component: membrane; neuron projection; GABA-A receptor complex. Gene Ontology annotation, molecular function: extracellular ligand-gated monoatomic ion channel activity; neurotransmitter receptor activity; GABA-A receptor activity. The coding region runs from base 1 to 1428 and encodes 475 amino acids. Lineage: Eukaryota; Metazoa; Chordata; Actinopteri; Cyprinodontiformes; Poeciliidae.